AUGGGUUCUAUCGCUCAGUCUGGUACCUUCCUCUUCACCUCCGAGUCAGUCGGUGAGGGUCACCCUGAUAAGAUUGCUGAUCAGGUUUCUGAUGCCGUUCUCGAUGCCUGUCUGGCCGAGGACCCCCUCUCCAAGGUUGCUUGCGAGACUGCCACCAAGACCGGUAUGAUCAUGGUCUUCGGUGAAAUCACCACCAACGCUCGUCUGGACUACCAGAAGAUCAUCCGUAACGCCAUCAAGGACAUCGGUUACGAUGCUUCCGAGAAGGGUUUCGACUACAAGACUUGCAACGUCUUGGUUGCCAUUGAGCAGCAGUCCCCCGAUAUCGCUCAGGGUCUUCACUACGAGGAGGCUCUUGAGAAGCUCGGUGCCGGUGACCAGGGUAUCAUGUUCGGCUAUGCCACCGACGAGACCCCUGAGCUCCUGCCCUUGACUGUCAUCCUCUCCCACAAGCUCAACGCUGCCAUGAAGGCUGCCCGUCACCAUCGAGUACGCCCACGACAACGGUGCCGUCAAGCCUCUGCGUGUUGA
Penicillium olsonii is the source of this 531-nucleotide messenger RNA. The record is from the annotation of a GenBank genome assembly. NCBI's taxonomy places the organism in Eukaryota, Fungi, Ascomycota, Eurotiomycetes, Eurotiales, Aspergillaceae.